This is a messenger RNA of Coccidioides posadasii C735 delta SOWgp, 1119 nucleotides long. RefSeq lists its product as uncharacterized. The record is from RefSeq and is a predicted model, not a curated record. NCBI's taxonomy places the organism in Eukaryota, Fungi, Ascomycota, Eurotiomycetes, Onygenales, Onygenaceae.
AUGGUCCUGGUCACCUCCGGCACCAUAUCGGUCGCAAUAUCAUCGUCAAUCAUCGGGAUUUUUACGGUUCUCCUCUUUCUAUCAGGCUAUGUGCUGCAGCAGCAAUCAGUCCGCAACAUAAAAGCCGCCCUGCCUAGAUACACACCUGCUACCACUCCAACUUUCGUUGCCACAAUCUCGCCAGAGCCUGGAUGGCGGAGAGAAGAUGGCUUUGCCAAUGAUAAAGGCAACAUGUUUGCACCGCAGGGGCUCAAAGAUACAGGUCCUUUUGACAUCCUUCCGAAUUACAAAUUGGACUCCCAACAGGUUCCGAUAGGCAGCAGCAUAGACAUAAAUCUUGCCGAUAGGCAAGCCUAUCUUCAAGUUCUAUCCAAACCAAGCGCGGCGGAUAUCUGUUCCACGCUCCUUUUGGCUAAAAUAUUGGCUUCAAACAGCACUCUUGCCACGGACCGAAUAAUCAUCUAUCCAGAAUCAUGGGACAUGAGUGCCCCGACCGCCAAUAUCGCUGCAGCAUUGCGCAUCCUUCGAACAUCUAGCGAGCGAUAUAAUGUUAUUUUACACGCAAUAGACAUGAGUGACCCAAGGGAUAGACAUCCCUCCAUAACGCGCUUGUUGAAAAGAGCGUCGGCCAAAUUAAAAAUCUAUGAGCGAAUUCUGUAUUUGCGGGCUCCUGGGGUGGCCGUUGACACGGGAAAGCUCGAUCGGUUAAUGAAUAUCCCAGAAAAGGACGAUCUGGCAUCAGAAGCUUCUUCACCAUCGCCAUGGUGGCGGCUGUUAUUCGAUAGACACAUGAAGACUAGGGUGAGGACGUGGAUUCCCACUGAACUAACUGUUAUAAACGCCGACUUGCCGCCAGCUGUCCUCAUUACAUCGAAGUAUCUUCGCCCUGGGAUACUAUCGCGCCGCACCCAUGUACUCGGCUCGUCAAUACGAUCGAAUCAUGUGAAUUCCGUGAUGGGCGUGCUCAAUGGCUACAAGGAUGGAGCGCGCCAAAAAGAGCCGGCAUAUGUUUAUUUUGAAAAGAAUAAGAAUCGAUUACAGGAGCGAAGUAGCUUGUUUUACUUGGAAUGGAGGCAGAAUUUGGAAGGCGUUUGUCAGGGAAUUGACUUGAGCGAUUGA